GGAGCUCAAGCCAAGGAUCAGUGAGUGCCUCACUGUCUUUCCUGCUGCCUGUGGAUAGGGAUAAAGAACUCUCAGCUCCUUCUCCAGCUCCAUUGUCUGCCUGCACACAGCCAAGCUUCCCGCCAUGAUGAUAAUGGACUAAACCUCUGAAAAUGACCAGCUGGAUGAGUGUUUCCCAUGAGACCAUCUACCUAAGCCGAGUCGUCUUCCUCUCCUGAUCCCAAGAAGCCACUAAUUUGAUUGCUAUCACCUCGGCUCAGUUUCGACAACUCUUGAGCUAGAGAAAUGGAAUCGUGCUGUUUGCACCGGGUUGGUUCCACCUCCUUUUAACCCAUAGACUGUACAUCAGACUAAUCUGUAGUAUUCUAGUGUGUAGUGUCCUCCUGGUUUGUUCCAUUUACGCAUAAAAUACGUGUGUCCCUCAAAAUUCAGAGGGGAUUGGUUCCAAGGCCCUAAAUAUGAGGAUGCUCAAGUCUUUCAUAAAAUGAUGCAGUGUUCACAGGUACCCUACACACAUCCUCCCACGGUUCACUGCUAAAACUGGUUUUGGACCCUGGGAUAAGAGACCGGGGUGUGUAUUUUAUAUAUCAAAGCAGUCCUGGCCUCCAGGUUUUCCCAGCAUCCCUCAGUCCCUUCUUGGCAUACCCUGCCCCCAACCAUGAACUUUCCAGCCCAAAGGCUCCUUCCUAUAUAUGCCAGAUAUUUUUGCUCUUCCCACCUUGGUCUCCUCCCCCCUCCUUCCUUCUGUCUCUGUGUCCGCCCUUUCUCUCUUUCUCCCCCAUGGUGUCUUUUCUGGGUUCCAUCCUUAGGGCCAGUAAACUCACCAGAGAGUGAGUAGCUUUCCAAUAAUCCUGCCUUUCAAAGCAUUCUAGUCUGGCUUGAAUUGGCUCAUUUCACCAUCAGCAGAGAAAUAACCUAUCAAAAACCUGUAAGAGCUAUAAAAAAAAAGCACUUAUGGUUUUUAGGCAAUGACAACAAAAGUACAUAUUCAGUAUAGGUGCAAGUUCUUCCAAAUGUUUUAGAGACAUUUUUGAACGUCCCAUGCAGAAGUUAUGGCUACCAAGUGUCAAAUGUAUCCCAGUUGUUUCCGGGACAACUGAACUAGGGAUUCACUCUUACAUAGGACUCCAGACAGUCCAUAAGACUGGAGGAUCCAGGCACAGCACAGGGGUGUGUUGAGAACAAGGAGACGCUGAGAGUUUUUCUGGAAUGCCAAUCAGCACUGCCCAAGAACACUAUUUGCCUCUGAAUCCGUGCUCAACCCACUAUUCAUUUAACCAGAGCUCCCCGGCCCUCUGUUUUCUCCUGUUGUUAAGUGACAGAAGACCAGGUACAGGUACACUGAUCCUUAAGGACUCAUAAGCAAUUAAACAAGAGUCACACAGUCAAAUCUGUUUUCCACCCUGGCCAAGGGCUCACCACCUCUUCUUCAUACCUAUGACCUCAGCUUAGGUGUCAAUGCCUGUGCCUCAAUGUAUGCUUCCCGCAUCCAGUUUGAUAUGAUCUCUUUUAGCUCCCUUAGUCACUACCUGUCCGAGUCACCGUGACUUUAGUGCCUGGAAGGACGUUCAGGUUGCUUAGCUGGUCUCCCAUCCCGAACCUCACCUCCAUGUCUUCUAACCCUGAAAGUUAAUGGCCUUGGAACAAGAUCCCUUCACUCACACAACACACAAACUCAAUCUGCCCAAGAAGGCCCCAACCCUCACCCACUCCAAACACUAGGAUUCCAUUCCUUUAAUUUGCCUCUUAGUGCCUUCCACGAUGCCUAAUUACGAAUCACGAUGCCUAGUUACGAAUCACGUACUGGUACAAAUAAAAGUGAUUACCCAGCGGUAAUGUCUCCUCUGUCCCCCAACACUCACUCGCACCUCUUGACUGAGAAAAUUGGGGUCAGGAGUAGAAGUCUACCUCCUUAACCUCUAGCACUGCGCUUGCGCACAGUAUGAGCUCAGGAACUUGGCUAAGAAACUAGUAAGUGACCACACUGACUCAUCUAGACUUUUUAACAAGCCUGGGGCAAGCCAUUUCAUCACCCAGAAGGAACCACGUGCUUAGACCAUGGUUGAAAGGGCCAGAUCUGAGCCACGAGAAGUUUUCCCAGAGUGCACAAACCACUAGGUCUUAGAGAUUCUGGGGAAUCAGGUUCAUCAGCGUAACUAAACCACGCUCGCCCGCUGAGCUCUUAAAGAGUAAGGAUCACAAUCUGCUGCAUAUGCAUGAAGGAGACCAUGGGCCAGAGGUUCGGGGCUGCCCAAACUGCGCCUGAUCAAAUAUUCCACGGGCUUGAGGACCUCAGUGCCCUAUAAUUUUAUUCAAGUCCAUAAAAAGUUCCGAAAGGACAUUUUGUGGCCGAUAUUGAGGCAAAAGUGCCUGAGAGUAGCCUCGCUUUGAGUCAGUUUGUCAGGCGUCCGCGGCGGACAGCCCAAUUUUGGACGGGGUCCUUGGACCGCUUCACUAGAAGACGAAGGGGGCGUCUCCCCAGCUCCUGCGGCGUCGGUGGCGAGCUAAGGUGGAGGCCGGCAGCGGCAGCGACAGCGACGGCGACAGUGGCGGCGGUGCCAUGGCGGGGCUCGCAGGAUCCCUGCUGCCUUGGUGAUCCCGGGCUGACAGCCAGAGAGCACAGCGGCUCAGCUCCUGGAGAGAGAGUCGAAGAAAACGAAGGGCAGCCACCCGUGCCUGCUGGCCCCCAUUAGGUCGGUUCCUGCAGCGGUGCCUGGCUGCCUUGGUGAAGGCCCUGCCCGGCAGAGAUCAUGUAUUGCCUCCAGUGGCUGCUGCCCGUCCUCCUCAUCCCCAAGCCCCUCAACCCCGCUCUGUGGUUCAGCCACUCCAUGUUCAUGGGCUUCUACCUGCUCAGCUUCCUCCUGGAACGGAAACCUUGCACGAUAUGUGCCCUGGUCUUCCUGGCAGCCCUCUUUCUCAUCUGCUAUAGCUGCUGGGGCAAUUGCUUCCUGUACCACUGCUCCGAUUCCCCGCUUCCAGAAUCAGCCCAUGACCCCGGUGUGGUGGGCACCUAACGUCUGCCGAGAUAGCUUGCCACAAAGCAGAAGACGGGAGGGGAGGCAUUGACAUAGGUCAUAAAGCAUUGGAGUUUCAAACCCCGCAGCCCUGCGGGUACCACAUUCCUAAUGGAGCCUUUUGGCCUGUGAUGUCUUAUCCUUAUAAUGUGAAUAAUGGCACUGACCGGUGCUCCCAUUGUAGAGUCCUGUAGUCGUGGGUGGUCUUAUGGUUGUGUGUUCUGUCACCAUCUGGGUCCCGGCUGACGGAUUGGCCCACCCCCUUGCUCAUUGAUUUGGGGAGUCUAUUUCUAUCCUGGUCAGCUACCCUUGGUAUGACCCAGGUGGAUACAAUGUAGUCUCAUUGUCACCUCCAUAACCUUCCUCGUCAAGAUCUUCCUUGAUCCCUCCUCAGUCCCUUUCCCUGGUUUCCCCUUGGUUCUCUCCCACCCCUUUCCUUUUUGGGGGAGCACCUGUCCAAGACAGGGCUUGUUUUUGCACUUAUCUCAAAUUUGAAGAGAUUGCUGAUGCCCGAGAGCCUCGCUUUUUCGUCCUCCGUUCCCUGUGGAGAAGGUGAGACGGAACCAUGUCUCAACUGCUCGUUCCACAGACCUCCAGUGUUUUCUCUGCCUCAUUUCUAAGAAGGAAGCAAUGGGGAGACAUAGCUCUUUGGCCGGGGUAUCUGGGCUCUUGCCUUCCAGCCCAGCCUCUCUCCCUUUGCUCUUCCUCCUGCCUCUCUCAGCCACCUAAAGGGGCUGCCUCCUGUUUCCAGUGCAUGCUCUUCAGGAGGGAGAUGUGCAGUAUUCCCUUAGACCCAGUGACCCUGGCUGAGUGAAUGGGAAAGUAUUACGAUUUUCCUAUCAGCCAUGAUUCCCUUGAGAGGUGUUUGGAUGUUUUUUGAUCUGCCCUGUAUGUGUGUACAUACAUAUGUAUGAGUGUGUGUGUGUGUGUGUGUGUGUGUGUGUGUGUGUGUGUGUGUGUACAUACAGAUACAUGUGUGUAUUCCUUUUGAAGAAGCUUUACUGAAUGUGUUCUGACUUUGAGGUUUAGUAGUAGUAGUAGCUGUAGUAGGUCCUGCAGUUUUUAUUUAGCAUGGGGAUUGCAGAGUGACCAGCAGAGUGGACUCCAAGGUGGUUCAGACAAGACCCAGGGGAGCAGUCACCAUCAUCCUCCCACCAGGAGCCUCUUCAUUCCUGCGCAUGUAGACUGUGCACUAUGAAGAAUACACAGGAAGAUUUGGUGACUUUGUACUUGUUUGCUUUUCUCUGCGCUUCAGAAACAAGUGUCUGCAAAUGAGACUUUCUCCUGGCCCCAUCCCGUCGGAAAUGUCCCUCUCUCUUGUGUUCCAGUGAGGGUAGUGGGCCAGGCACAGGGCAGAGCUGGAAGCAGGCAUCUGGGGAGUGGGACUUUGAGGCCACACUUGUGAAACACUCGGACUGCUGUUGUAAAGCUUUUAUUUCUGGUGUGUUCGUUCCACAGCUGUUUGAAAUGUUUAAUAAAGCUUUAUAAACUUUA
Messenger RNA from Rattus norvegicus (Norway rat), 4508 nucleotides. Lineage: Eukaryota; Metazoa; Chordata; Mammalia; Rodentia; Muridae. The record is from RefSeq and is a predicted model, not a curated record.